Messenger RNA from Aaosphaeria arxii CBS 175.79, 1680 nucleotides. RefSeq names its product sphingosine-1-phosphate phosphohydrolase-like protein. Gene Ontology annotation, cellular component: endoplasmic reticulum membrane. The coding region runs from base 1 to 1680 and encodes 559 amino acids. Gene Ontology annotation, molecular function: sphingosine-1-phosphate phosphatase activity. The transcript has 5 exons. The record is from RefSeq and is a predicted model, not a curated record. NCBI's taxonomy places the organism in Eukaryota, Fungi, Ascomycota, Dothideomycetes, Pleosporales.
AUGACUAAGGUGGAUCCCCUCUCCAACGCGCAGAACGAGCCUCGGCUCGACGCAGGCAAUAAACAUCACGAUCACUAUGCAAAUGCUCUUCCCAAAUGGCGAAACGAAAUCCGCAAAAAGUUGAUUCCCAUCGUACGAUGGGAGACCCCAUACCUCGCGCUGAUGCAGGAUGCGCUGCGAACUCCUGCGCUCGACUCCUAUUUCGCCUUUACAGCUAAUCUCGGAACGCAUACUUUCUACAUGGUCUUUCUUCCCAUCCUGUUCUGGUGCGGAUACACAAACUUUGGCCGAGCGAUGGUCCACAUGCUCGCUGCAGGCAUCUUCGUGAGCGGGUUUCUCAAGGACAUGCUCUGUCUGCCCAGACCACUGUCUCCCCCGCUUGCGCGUAUUACCAUGUCAGGAUCGGCAGCGCUCGAAUAUGGCUUUCCUUCCUCUCACUCUACCAAUGCCGUUUCCGUAGCCCUAUACGCCAUUUACAUGAUACGAAGUGCUCCAGAGCAGUACCAUCCUCAGGUUUUUGUCGCGGUUCAGGCCCUCUUCUGGUGGUAUGCCAUCUCCAUCAUCUUCGGCAGGCUGUACUGCGGAAUGCAUGGCUUUCUGGACGUUGUCAUUGGAAGCAUUCUCGGGGCUAUUAUCGGGGUCGGCCAAUUAGCAUAUGGGGACUUCCUGGACACGUGGAUUCCCGACGGCCCUAUUGGCAACCUGAUAAUCUCGAUAUUGGUCGUUUUGGUUCUUGUUCGGAUUCAUCCCGAACCCGCAGACGAUUGCCCUUGCUUCGAUGACAGCGUCUCAUUUGCUGGCGUAGUGCUCGGAAUCCAAGUCGGAGCCUGGCAGUAUGCUCGAUGUGCCUUCUCCACUAACGACCCAAUCUCAUCUACCGUUCCAUUCAGCAUAGAAAGCAUUGGGUGGGUACGAGCUGUACUUCGGGUCAUUUUGGGUGUGGUAAUGAUCUUCAUCUGGAGGGCAUCAACGAAACCUGCGCUAUUCAAAAUUCUGCCCCCACUCUUCCGUGUCCUCGAAAGAGUUCGCUGGAACCUUCCGCGUGCUUUCUUUCUGAACGCUUCGAAAUAUACCAGUAUUCCAACAUUACGAGGCGAUGACAAUGUCAUCCCUACUGCAUCAGAAUUGCCGCAUAUGCUUAAGAAUCUCGCGCACCCCCGCAGAAGAUCGGUAUCGGUUGGGCCACAGUCCGCAGCGGAUGCUUACGAAACGCUUGCAUAUCGCAAUAGGCGUCGUCGAGAAAGCAUAAACUCCUUAGAUGGAAAGAUGCCCGAGGACUCGGCCUGGGUGCCUCAAACUAAGGAGGAUGGCACCCAAGCUUCCCCACAACAGUCCCAAGAAAAGGUACCGUUAGGUGCAAAUAUGCUUCCUACUCCAAUGGCAUCGCGGGUACAUUCCUAUGAGCAAAUGAUGGGAACAGGGAAUGCAGCUGUCACGACUGCAACACCUCCAGAGCGGAAUCAAAAUUUUAUGGGCGAAGAUGCCGUUCAGAGUCCUACCGAAGAAGAAAACGAGAAACGGGAAAUAUUCAUGAAGAUCACCAAGCCCCGUGUGAGGUACGAUGUGGAGGUUGUAACGAAAUUAAUUGUCUAUGCAGGCAUUGGCUGGUUGGCGGUUUCAGGAAACCCAAUGUUGUUUCAAAUAGUUGGUUUGGGAAUGGGUGUGGCUCUUGUCCAGUGA